GAGACAACAAUAGAGUGUCAAUUGCUUUUAGGUUCACGCAUGCAGGUACGUGUGACCAAAUUAAUUCUCAAGAUGGCGGGAGUCAGUAGAGGCCGAAGUAAGUUCUUGUGUAGCCGUCUGGUACGAUCGAUUCGAAACUUAUCUACUAGUGGACGAUUGUUAGAUGAGCACAAAUGUGUGGCUGUAGAAGAAGCGGAAUCGUUUAUUGAACGGUGUAUGAGGGCUGUUGGAACUCCGAAGGAACAUUGCCGAGCUCUAUCACAAGUUCUUGUCGCGGGGGAUGCGAGAGGACACUUUAGCCAUGGAUUAAAUAGAUUAGGUGAGAUCUGAGUGUUUCUAAGUGAUAGAUAUCAUACGGUGAGGUAAAUAACGGGUUUAAUUAUUGAUCAGUUUUAGUCUUCGUGAAUUAUAUUAGCCGAAAAGGUUAAGUACGUGCAUAAAGACAUGGCUUAGUUUGAAUAGUUAGUUUGAAUUUGUUUUUAACCUUAUCGUGCCCUCUACUUUGAAACUGGGGAUAGGUGGGAGAGUAGAAAGUUACGGAACGUCAAACAGAACCCGUGUGUAAAUUUCUGAAAUAACAUCGCCAAAGUUUUCAUUCAUAUUUUGACCAUUUUACCGAACUCAUAAGCAAAACAAGAGUGGAGGCAAAAAAUGCAAAGGGCCAGGAGAUAAUCCAGGGGGAUGGUGAUUGGUCCCCCCGGGAAAGCUGAACGUGCGUUCCUAAGACCAGAUUCCAGUUCCGAUUUUGUGAGUUUCAUAAGUGAGCAUAUCACAGGUUUUAAGUUUUAUCCUUAACAAACAGAUGCAGAAUCAUUUUGCUUCAUGAGAAUAUAGUUAUUUUAUGUGAAAGUAACACCAUUACCGGGGGGGGGGGGGUACUUCCUUAUAAGAGGCUAAUGGGGAUAUGCUGCCGGAUGGGGUCGCAUUUUCACUUCUGAAUUAACUAUAAUGGGGUUGCAUAUUUCAAUAGAGUUACUAGAAUAGGGUCGCACAUUUUCGGAUUUUUUGGGGUAAGACAGUUCUUCAUAUUUACAGUUUGCGAACAUACCAGUAUGUUUGUAUUGCAGGUGAAAAGUAAAGUGUUCUUCAUUGAACCUAAAAAAUGGGCCAGUUCAUAAAAAUAGAAAGGGACUAAGUUGGGAUUGUGAAAAUUACAUAUUUGCCCAAAAGUGGCUAAGAUGGGGUUGAUAAUUGGCCACAGAAUAGACUAUAAUGGGGUAGGGUCUCUUAGAGGCCUGUGGCAUAUCCCCAGCCAAGUACCUCCCAACAAACCCCCCCAGGCAAGGGCACCAUUAAAUGUGCAACAAGUAGACGAUAUGCUUGGCUCCGGCCCUCAAAAAACCCCCUCCAUUGACAGGCCUUGCACUAUGGGAUCAUAUUUCUCUCAUUUACAAAGUUCACGUGUACCUGAUGGCAGUGCCUAAAGCAGAUACCUAAGAAAAUGGCCUUUAUUAACCCUAUAUAGCAACCCAUUACAGAAGUCUCCAUUAUUAUAGUAGUAUGAAUAUAUGAAGACCUGUUUAGUUGAAGCUCUUGCAAGUGAUCAGCCCUCACCUGUUUCAACUAUGACCCCUCCCAUAAACAAUUAGGGGCACCUCUUCCUGGCAGUGUGCAAAGAAAGUAGUGUCCGAAAGCCUGGGGCUAGAGGAUUUUGCUAUCGGGCUAGUGAAUUCUGUGUUUAACUUGCCCGACGGGCAAGUGAUGUUUUUUGAGGAAUUCGAAUAACAGAAGAAGUGUGAAAUCAAUUCUGCUAGUCAAAAAGUUUUUGGGGCUAGUUGAAAUGACGUCUGGGCUAGUGAAUACUAGCUUCAUCUUGCCUGAAUGGCAAGCUGUAAAAAUGAUUUUCUUUGCACCCUGCCUGGUCUUUCCUUUGUUAAGUUCUUUUGAAAGAAAGGGCAAUAUUGAAUCCUGAAAAAUUUAUCAAAUUUAAGAUAAUACAGAACAUAAACAACUAUAUAAUGACUCAUUGACUUUUACACACAGGAAUACAAACUGAGUAAGUUGCUCCAAUGGCAAUAUACAAAAAUGUAAAGCAUCCUCCCUGUAAGCCCUCAUAAGGGACCACCAAUAUCAUUCUUGCAAAUAGCCAUCUCUAGCUUCCUCACACAUGAGGCAGUUACUCAUGACAGCUUUAUUGUUGGUAUUCAUGGGACCUGAAUAAAAAUAUCUGUGAUACAGUAGCUAUAGAGAAGUGUCAGGGGAGGUAUGUCACUGUUAAUUCAGAAACAGCAAAGUUUGUGUUUCCAGUUUUAGCAGCUAGUUUUACAAAAAAGCCUUUUUUUGUUAAUUUUAGAAAUGUAUGUUCAUGAUAUUGAAGUUGGUACCACGGUUCUGGAAGGAAAGCCUGAAGUGGUGAAUGAGACUUCUGCUACGGCACUUGUGGAUGGGAACAACCUGCUUGGACCAGUAAGUGGUUAUAACAAAAUAAAUUGAAUCCAUGAUUUUUUACACUCUCCUAGCUACCAUCUGGUUGUCUGCUAUUUAGUUAUUUAUUGUAAUAUUUGCUUGUUUGUUCAUUUUUAUUUAUUUUAGUUUAUAAAAAGGUGUAGAUAUGUGGUGAUAUGACUGACUUAUUAACACCCAAAGGUCUAGUCUAUCAUAAAUCCUCUAUUAAACCCCCAGGGGCUGGUUUAUUUCAAGCAUGUUUGAGGGCAGGCUCAAUAGAGCAGGGCUUCUGAUAUUUCGCGGAAAAAAAAGCAAAAUUUCGCGGGAUUUGCAGGGGCAAAUUCGCAGAAAAAUUGUCCGAUUUCGCGGGAUUUUCGCGGGAAAAAAGUCAAAUUUCGAAGGAUUUUCGGGGGCAAAUUUAUGGGGGGAGACUUCGCCAAGAAACAAUCAGUAAAAAGCAGCCGAUUUCGCUGGAUUUUUUUUAGCAAAUUUCGCUAAAAUCGAUCAAUUUUGUGUCGAUAAGACCAGCGUUGUUUAACGUUUUUUUUAACAGGGAUAAUCAUUUGCUCUUUCAACAACAGUUCGCUCGAGAAAUGAGCGAAUGCUAAAGCUAUUAACAUUAUGGUUAGUGCCCAGUUUUGCGCAACAUUAAUCUAAGAACGCCUGGUAGUUUUGGGACGUUGUUUACUCGUUGCAGUGAUGAAGUUUCAAGAUAAAUUUGGACGUUUGGGGUGAAUAAAACAGGUCUAAUAGCCAAGAUAAGUAUUAAAUAUGUUUUGCCGACAUGUAUUUGGAAAUAUUUCUGGCGGAUUUCACGGUAUUUCUUGUUUUUUUUUGGGAAUUUCGCGGAAAUACCUGAAUUUCGCAGGUCCGCGACCGCGCGAAAUAUCAGAAGCCCUGAUUGAGGGUGGGGGUGGGGGAGGGGAGGGGUUUAAAUAAUGAGAAGGAGCUUACUAACUUUCUUCCCCCUGAAAAGGGGUUGUGGAGGCAGUGUUAUUAGACAGGGUCGGCCAGGGGGGGUAGUAGUAUACUAGUAUACCCAAAAAAAAUUUGCCAAAAUACCCAAAAUUCAUCCAAAUGUACUUAAAACUAUACCCAGGUAUACUUUAUACCUGAAAUUCAAAGAAAGUGAUAUACCGAAUACCCGUAUUUAAGCUGCAAUAUACUGUAUACCCGAUUUAAAAAGCCCCUGUAUACCGUAUACCCAAAAACCCUGGCCGACCCUGAUUAGAGAAGGAGGGCUUAUUUGAAAGAGGGGGCUUAAUAGAGGAUUUACAGUGGUAUAGUUUCAUUUGGUGCUGAAAAUCCACCCCUGGUACUUGGUAGAUGAAAUUGCUGUUUCUUUACUACAUAAGGUUUGGGCUGAUGGAUACAAAAUCAUGAAAAGUCUGAUCUCUAGCAUUUCUGUUUUUUUAUUACAUGUUAUGGCUACAAAAUGUCAUUUCACGUCAGAGCUGCUCUGUGCUGCACACAAACGGACAGAUGAGAGCUCUGCUAUAAUAAUUGUAUACUACAAAAGAUGUACCACUCAAUAUUUAUUUUGCUGAGUAUAUGUUGACAUGUAGGUUGUUGGAAACUUUUGCAAUGAGUUGGCAAUGAAGAAAGCACAAGACACUGGAAUUGGCUGGGUAGUUUGUAGAGGUAACUGAGUCUUAUCUAGACUACAUGUAGCCACACCCUCCCCCCAAAGAAGGGAAAAAGGGUGUGGCUAUGCAUAGGCUAUCUUUUAUGAAGUGUCAGUUUAUACAAGAUGCAGAUUUCUUACACUCAGGUCUGAGCCUAUACUACUUUAAGGCAGUGUUCACACUUGGUACCGGGGAACACCGCUCCAGUAUGGUAAUUACUUAGCACCAAAAUUUUCAAGUACUCAAGUGCCAGUGAAAGACCUCAUUCUCAAGCAUAAAAUUUGGCACUGGGUCUCUCUGUGCACACUGAUUUUGUUACUUCUGGGACAGUCCACUGCUGUAUUAAUUCGCUGCUAAGCUCAUGUUCCACAAUGGCGUCUGACAGUGCAAAAUGGAGUAACUAUGUACACAGAGUCUUAUUCCACGUACUCAAGGUGUGGACCCAACAUCUUUGUGUACUGGUACCCAUUGGUGGGCACUGGUUCCUGGGCACAAAAUGUGGACAGCCCCUUACUCACCUAAACUCAACACAGGUUGAUAUCUAAGUUUUACGCAAUCAUAGUCUUGUAAUAUUAUGAAAUUUAUGAUAAUAAAUAUUAUUAUUCUGCUAGGUUCAAAUCAUUAUGGCAUUGCUGGCUGGUACACCAUGAAGGCUGUGGAGCAAGGUCUUAUUGUAAAUAUUAAUAUCAGUUUCAUUCUACUGACACCCUUUCAGUUUAUUAGCAUGACACAACGUCGGUAAGUGAGGAUUGUGAAGUACUAUGUCCUAAGCCCUAAAAAUGCAUAACGAAGAUUGUCUGUUAAACAUCCUUCAUCAGGCUAUUCAAAGUUCAUGAGCUUUUACCAUGUCAUUAAUUAAGCUCACAAUCACUUGCCAUGUCCUGUUGAAAAACAAAAUACUGUUUAGAGAUGUGUCCAAGAACCAUAAGCCAUGAGCAGUACAGAAUUGGGUCCAGACUGUGGGUUAAAAUACAACCCUGUAUAAAAAAACAAAAAUUAUAGUGGUCACCUUGUAUAUUACAAUCAAAUUUUCAGUUGCCUUAUAUUUUCUACAAAGUUGACCUGUAUAUAGCGGUCUUCCUGUAUAUAACGGUCACCUUGCCAUUUUCCAUGUGUGACCGUUGUAGGCAGGUUUGACUGUAUAGAUGCAGGCAAUAUAAACUAGGCCCCUGUUGUUCAAAAGCUUAUAGCGCUAUCCUCCAGAUAAAUCACUUUAGUAUUAUACUAAAACAGUGGAUAGUGUUUUUCACGCGCUCUGAUUGGCUACUCAAUCAGUGAAUAUCCUGCACUAUUCACUGAUUCACCUCCAGUUCCUCCGAGCGAGCGACGCCAAACUCGCGUAAGUUGCGAGCAAAAUGCCUUCCCGGUUUGCUGCCGUAAACAAACAAAGAAAUUUCACAACUAAUCAAGCAAGCUGUUUCCAAAAUACACGAAGAUGGUGACGAAGUUCGGAUUGGAAGUUUUAACAGGUAAAGCUUUGUCUUUUUGACACGAAUUUAUCGAUAAAACCGGUGAAAAAAUUUUUGUUUACAAAUGCAAAUUAAGUUUAAGUCUUGCGUUACUUUAUUUAGUUGAGUUGUUCAUAAAUAAGCUUAAAACUAAAUUUAAUAAUCUUUUGUUAUAGAAUGAUUUUAAAUACAAAAAGAAUGCACACCUCUUUUUGAAGAAAUUUCCCCGCAAGAGCUAAACAAAUGUCUGCAAAAGUUUUAAUUGUCGGCAAGAAAAAGCGACGGCCGCGGCCGCCCGGUCAUUACGCGCCAAAAUUGUAAUCGUUGGCAACAGUAUUUGAGUUAAAAAUCAUCAUUUUUGUGCUCAAUUAUCUCACUGUUUUAGUAUAUACUAAAACAAUUAUUCACCUCAGUGUCGGUGGCUAGUCGUGGAUAUUUACCUCACUGCUUCGCAGUUCGGUAAAAUAUCCACGACUAGCAACCUCCACUUCGGUGAAUAAUUGUUAUUUACAGUGGAUAAGUAUUAGCCUAAGAGAAACCAAUUGGACUAUCCACUGGAUAGAGAUUUACCCAGUGGAUAGUGUUAUCCACCUUUUGAACAAGUAGGGCCGGCAUCAUAACCUUGUGCUUUACUGAUUAUUGUUUUAGGGGAUGAGUCUCACAAACACUUCACCACUGGUAGUGCCAACUAGAGCUCGUGAGGUAUGUUUAUUUUAAAUGACCCUUAAUUCUUAUUAGAUUUUGUCGUGUAUGUCCCAAUCAUUUCUAUUGAAAAGUUCCUGCCACAAAAUUAUCAUUAUGGUAGGUAUGUACAUUUUAGAGACAGUGUAUAAAGGCACAUGCGCACGUGCAACUGGGCAAGGAGCGGGAAAAAUGGCACUGGUGAGCUCAAGCCCUCCUUUUUUUGGCUCAUUGUUGUUUUGUUUUGCCAUAGUAUACUUUUAUUUGUUUCUUUGAGUUUUCUAUUUUUGUUGUAGCUGCAGAGUUUGGUUGCACCACAUUCUCUUUGCUGACUUUGUCUUGCUUAAUGUUUGUCGACUGAGUUCCUCUAAAAGCCUGUUUACAUGGAGGUGGGGGACCCCAGGUAGGUGAGGUAACCCACUUUGGUGUGGUCACCCGCCUGUCCAUAUAAUCUCUCAUUUUAAUUUGAUCUCGUUUACAUGAUAGGUGGGGUGACCCGCCACCUGUUACCUCACCUAUCUGGGGUCCCCAACCUUCAUGUAAACAGGCCUUAACAUGUAGGGGUAGGCGGUGUAAUAAGACGCAAGACUCACUGAGAUGACCAAACCCACAAAAAACUCUAGCCCCUACUGCGACUCAAGAGAAAAAAAUUCUGACAAUAGUUUUACCAUUGAGACAUUACAAAUAAUGCUUCCAUGGUUUAGAGAUUUCAAGGCACCCGUAGUGUGAUUUUUGACCUCAGUUAAGAGAUCAUUUUUUUUCUCUGUCAGGUUACGGUAGGUACUAAUCCUAUAUCAGUGGCUGCCCCAGGAAAAGAUGGUGAUAGCUUUGUUCUUGAUAUGGCAACAAGUUCUGUUGCUCUUGGAAAGGUAAGUGGAUAGGAAUUUGGUAGGGAACGUUAGGAAGAGUUACAGGGUUAUAAUUUUCUGACGUUUACAUUAUUAGGGAGUUUUUAAAGGUGCCACACACGACGAGGACGGUGAAAACUUCGCUUAAAAAGUAACUUCCCCUUUUUUGAAACGUUCAGGGCGAUUAUGCCAAAUGCAGGCGAACUCUUCAGAGAGUUGAAUUCUUAAGAAAAGAUCUGAGUUCAAAAAGACGGAACAGUGGUUCGUCGUCGCUUAUUAACGUUCUUAAUAAAACUUGAAAUUUGGGAAUUUCACGUCGUAGUUGUGCAGCAACGGUAAAGAAAUUUACAAAAAAGCUACGUGUUCUGCACGUGCAACCUCACCUCACCGAUCGAAUUUUCGACCGGUGGGAAAAUUUGACUGGACACUUGGUUCACACGGGACCGUUCAAUACUUUCGCUUUGUUCACACAAAAAUUUGAACUGCUAGGCGUUUAAAUUUUCCUAUGUUUAAGGUCAUUUGGUGUUAACGGAACACCUAAAAGCAGGAAUUUUCAACCGGUGGAAACCUAUAGCCGUUGAAGUCGCCGUCGAAAGGACCUUACGACACUAAGACGGUGACGGCAACGGGAACAGGAACAUCAAAAAAGCGGUUCAGGUUAAUGAGCAAACAACAACUUUGCACGUGCAUCACGCUUUUUUGUACAUUUCUUUGCCGGAUCUUUCACCACCCGGAUCCAUCACCAAGGGCCUGAAUGUUUGGUUACUGAAAUUUUUAAUAUUUAUUUUUCAUAUUAUUGCCACAACCUAAAUAUCCUCUACAAGUCACACGAACUGUAAAACUUAUGCAAAUGACCAGUUCAGGCCUUGACUGUCCCUUGUGUCUUUUUCACUUCAGAUAGAAAUGGCAAACAGGAAAGGAGUGGAAAUUCCUCAUGGCUGGGGUGUGGAUUCUACAGGGCAGGUGAGAGUUACUUUUGUUCAAGACUGAUUCACCAGUGCACAAUUAUGAUCAGCUUUAUCCGAGAUAAAAAUUCUUGCUACUUUAAUGCUGUUAUUGGAGCAAAAGAUGGCUGGGGGAGGGUGGGGGGAGGAGGAAGUAAGGUCAGCAGCUGGCUACAGAUUCUUGUAGCACGAAGCAUCAUUUUUUGGCGUGGUAGCCCCUGUAUAAAGUCACUGCGUGUGUGCGAGUUUUUAGGGACUACAGUGACUGGAAACCUUGCAAGGAUUUUAACUGAUGUAGUUGUAAAAGAACCAUGCAAUUGAUGGCAAAACAAAUUAAAAGAUCAUCGCCUCCUGGGGCCGCUUUUAUAAAAAUGUUCUUUGGAUAUGUGCACCCUUAAGUAUUGUUUUGGGAAAGUAAUCUAUGGACCGUUUUGAUACGAUAAUUUUAACGAGUGCAGUCCCAGUUAUCUUAAGUGAUUCUUUUUACAAAUCGACCCUGGCCAUCAAGCAAUUGUUGUAAAAGGAAUGCUUCCAGGUUUCUGAAUAUUUUUUGGCCUGUUUAAUUAAGUUUUUACUUCGUCUGAUGCUCUGACUUGCUUGAUUUGUUUUAAAGGAAACAGUCUAUCCAGACAAAGUUUUAACUGGUGGUGGGCAACUCCCUCUUGGUGGAAUGGAAAUCACAAGUAAGUCAUUUAAGGAGAGACGGAUCCGGACACAUUUUGAAAAAAAAGGACUGAUCCCUAUGUGGUGUGUUCAAGAAUUCUGAAAGUAUUUUGUCCAGGAAAAAAGGCUCUAGAACAGAAUCGUUGACAGAACUCUUUAGAAAUGCCACAAAAUUUUAUACAUACACUGUGCUCCCGCUUAAACCGCCCAUAGUUGUUCCGAAAAUGUAGCUUAUAACAAUGGCGGCAGAGAUGUUUGGUUUUGAGAGAGGACAGGUUUUCAUAACCACACAAGCAUAAGCACUGACGCGUUUAAGUCUCGUUUCAAAAAAAAAAAAAAAGAAAAACGACAGUGACUACGUUACGCGCAGGUCUCAGUAAACAUCAUCUUGACCAAUGGCUAAUCAAUGUCAGAGAAUUAUGGCAGUGAAAAAGGAAAAUUGAGCACCGGCAGUCGUGUUCAGUCCUUUCUGUAAGCUCUUGUGUUCUCGUUUGACACUAUUCUUAUUUGACGAUCAUUUGGCGCUGCUCUCGUGAUUUCAUUUGACGCUGCGUUGACUCUGCUAAAUCUGCUACAUAGUUAAAAAUUAGGUUAUUUUAUUAUUGUGGCUACUACUCUUAGUAGACAGAGCCUCCUUUUCUCUUCUUUGAUUAGGAAGAAGCCAAAAAAGCACAUUUGGAGGAUCUGCUCCCAGGGUCAUUUGAUUUCAACACAGUUUUAAAGUUAGAUUUUUACUGCUCUGUGAUGACUGGACGGCAUUCUAUUUCCUUUCAGGUGGCUUCAAAGGCUAUGGUUUAGCAGUCAUGGUUGAAGUGUUUUGCGGGAUUCUUUCCGAUGCGGCGUUUGGUCCAAACAUCAGGCGGUGGUCAGGAGACGAGAGAGUCGCCAAUUUGGUGAGCGCUUUAAAUGCCUUGAGUUGAUUUGCUGUCCUUGCUUUUUUUUUGUGCGUGUUUUUUAUUAUGAUUUGUUUUGUAUAUUUAGGGACAAUGCUUUGUUGCUUUAAAUCCCAGUGUUUUUGCUGCUGGAUUCGAAGACCGUAUGCAGUCUCUCAUGGACCAUUUGCGAAACCUCAAACCGGUAAGUGCCUGCUAGUGGAAUGUUAAAAUUAUCCAACGCCAUUAAAGCGACCUCACCGGAAUUAAACGUUGUGGAUUCAUUUCUUCACGAAAAAAUCAGCACAUUCACCAAGGGUAAAACACUAAAUUAAGCUUUUACUGAGCUUUCAUGAGGUGGCGAGAGGUCGACAUGUUUUGCAUGAAAGAUUUGAAUCUCGUUUUUCGCAAAAAAAAAUUAGGGGAUGCUUUUCUAUCGAUCGCUUGAGGAACCGCUCAGAGGUCGCAAAGCUUGUGUGAUAACAACGAUGAUUGACAAUUUUUUUUGGCAUUCUUGAGUGUGAUUGGCUUCAGCUAUGCAAUAUAUUUAGCGAGCCCUUUUAGGUUCCCUAACUUGGCGCGCUGUAAGCGAGUAAAACAGAGCCUCGGAAAUACGAAGUACUUUGUUUAAGUCUAGAAGAAAAUUCUUUAUGCAAUGCUGUUUGAAGUGAGGUUUGACUUUGCGUUUCAUCAGAUUGAGGGUGAAUCUGCAGUACUUGUGGCUGGCGAUCCGGAAAGGGAACACAUGCGCAAAGUAGAGCAAGAUGGUGGUAUUCAUUAUCACAUAAAUUUACUGUCUGCUAUGGUAAGACUAAGUGUUUUACAGUUUGUAGCACGGCAAUAGUCUUGCGUAAUAAAUCUCUUUAUACACUUUCACUGUGAUACAUGUCCGUUUCGUGGAACAAAAAAAGAAGAACAUACUUUUUUUGCUUUCUUUUGUUUUGUUUUUUUUUGGACAAGACCAUUAUAAAGAUUAACAAGACACCCAGCACAGACAACAACAUUUUUUUUUCUUUUCUUUAAAAUACCCUUUGUGAUAUUAUUCUCUUAAACUUUCCCUCUAUUUAGGAUAAACUGGCAGACCGACUCAAUGUGCCAAGAAUGCCAACAGUGACUAAAGAAUGAACCUCAACGAACCAGCGUUGCUGUGAUAAUCGCUCAUUAGGGACUUCAAGAUCCAACGACGCGACGGCAAUGAGAACGUCGCUUAAAAAGUGAAUUUGCGUUCUUUCAGUCUUUAUCGCAAUUAUUCCUACCCACUUACUUUGUCAAAUGUAGGCGAACCCUCCUGGAGUUGAAUUCCUAGAGACCAUAUCCAAGUACAGAAAGAGAAAUUAAAUUUCGUCGUUGCUUGUUUACGUCCUCCAUAAAACGCCAGAUUAGGAAUUUUCACGUCGUAGUCGUGCAAAAAUGGACAAAGAAAUGCACAAAAAAGCGCGAUGCACGUGCAAAGUUGUUGUUCUGCUUAUAAAACCUUUUGUUUUUUUGACGUUCUCGUUACCGUCCGCGUCGUUAGAUCUUAAAGUCCCUAUUGUCGGCCUACACCGCAUUGAAGAGUCAUCCAACAAAUAGUUAUUACUGUGGAUAAGUUGAAAUGCCGUGCAGACUUUUCGAGUGCUAGUCCGUAGUUAGAGUUGGUCUCAAGGAAGGGUAGCGUUCAUGAUCAAUUUUUCUGCUUUUCAGUCUUUUUUGCAGGGUUCAAUCUAAGGUAUUUGAGGGGUAGAAGCUUCCUCCCCCCAAAAAAUACCCAGCCUCCCCCAAAAAUAUUGUUAUCAUUACAGGGUAUAAGUAACUAUAUUGGAAAAAAUCGUCCAGACGCGACGAGGUCAGUGCACAUGAAGUAAGAAUUCCCUGUCUAAGGACACUAUAUGACAAGGAACCUGGAGUAUUAUUUAAAAAUAAAAUACCACUGUAACAUUUAUUAAAAUUGUCUCACAAAAUGCAACAGAUUGUAUCUCAGCGCAUGUUAAUUUUAAAAAAUUUCCGGGGGGGCACGCCCCCGGACCCCACCAGGAAACUCAUGGCCUUCGGAUACUCGGCACGUCUCCUCCAAACAAUAAAUCUUAGAUAGAACCUGCUUCUAGCUUGCAUUGAAAUGAACUCGAAUUUCUACGACAUUUUGGAGCUUGAGAAUGCGAUUAAACUAAAAAAUUAUGUAGAAGAAAAAAGAAACUUUAGUAACGCACCCAUUCGCACAAACACUGAAACUCGUUAAAAGCUGUACUUUUCAACAGGGUUUAUUUUGUUUUCUUUGUAAAAGGUACGAGUUAAUUUUUGACAAUCAAACUUGGUGCAAUUGGAAGCGCAAGUUUUCUUUUACAAAUUUUUUUAUUCUGUUCAAACGGGUUCAAUUAUACUUGUUUUGCAGGUGUUAAUGCUGAAGGCGGUAAUUUAUAUUUUAUUAUUAUUAUUGUUUUUAUCAUGUAAUACACAGCUGCUUACAGGCGUCAUUCAUAUUGUGUGAUAAAACAAAUGAUUGUGUAGAUUGGUCCAUAUCAAAAUUUAGUCUAUGAGGAACGAACAACUAGCUUGUGUACAGACCCCCCCCCCCUCCCCUCAGGA
Molecule: messenger RNA, 12028 nt
Organism: Porites lobata
Lineage: Eukaryota; Metazoa; Cnidaria; Anthozoa; Scleractinia; Poritidae
Source: the annotation of a GenBank genome assembly